UUAAUGUGGGUGAAGUGCAGUGCGCGGCGGAUGAGUGACGGAGGACAAGAAAAUAAUGGAUCGCCGUCGUCGUCGUCGUCGUUGUCUUUUUUCCUAAUCGCGCGACCGUCGCCUUCGACUGCUUUUUGAAACUUUUGUGCGCUAAGUUGUGACCAAACGAGACGAAACACAGAAAAAAACACUUCGACUUUUCCAGGGCGGAAAACCCCGUCGAUGCGAAAGGAUUCCCGAGAUCGAGAAAGAAAAAAAGUUUUCCAGGAAAAUUCCAUUUCUUGUGCGUGUGCGUGUGUGACGAAAUCCGAACAAGCCUACUAUUGUUUUGCUUGUAAACUCUUCCUCGGCCGGAGUGUGUACUACGGGGAGCUUUGCCUGCGCCCCAUUUUGGAACGUUUGAGAACCUUCAAGUGGGAGGGUGGGAUCGUGAAGGUACUCCCCCUCAGGAAAAUUGAGGAAAAAUGAAGCCAAGGGAUAGAUGUGAUUGUUUUGGGUGAAGCCUCAACCAAGUAAACGAAAGUAAAGGCCACUUAUCUCACCACUCCUUGGGAAAAAGAAAAGAGGAGGGAGAGGCAAAUCUACGGAACGAAAGUGAAUCUGGCCGCAGCACGGCCACUGGAGGGUGUCUGCACUGCAGUGUGUGUAUCUGUGUAUAUCUGUGUGAUUAUGAAAACAUUCCUGCUGCCAUCACUAUUAGCAGCAGCACCUCGGUUGGCUUUUCAAGGACGGUGGUCCCUUUGGACGGAAAAGUAGGACGGAUGUGCGUCGUCCAAGGACAUCUCGUUUGAAGCUUCGAGGCCCUUCCUAAAUGUUGGCCGUACGACGCAGAUUAAAGGUCAACGCCAGAGUCAACGUCGGCAGCGGCAAAAACUGAUACUAAAGAAUACCACACGAUGGUGCACAGUGGUGCGUACCUUUCGCACUAUCUGCUGCGACCACCACCACUAGCAUCGCUACAACUACUUCUAUCGUCGUCGUCGUCGUAUUCGCCGGUGUCGUCGUCGCACUUGCCACUAGUCACGCUGUUGUUCUCUGCUCGCCGUAACAAAAGCAGCAGCAACAAAUCCCACAGGGAAUCUGUCGCUAGACGCCGCCAUCACACGAGGUCAAUUCGACGACCGGAACAAGUAGGAAGCCGGAAACCGGAACAACUGCAACUGCUCAGUAGUAGCCAGGCUGAUCAUCCGUACAGCUGGCCACGGUUAGACUGUUAGAGGCGCACGGAUCUCGAAGCCGAACUAUACCUAUACUAAUACAUAUACUAAAUAUUAAGUAGCAAGUACGUAAAAGAGGGAAGGGAAAACGGGAGGGAAAGUUAUAGUGAGAUUGGGUAGAGAGAGAGGAGGUUCGGGACGGUUUCGACGUUGGGACAAGCAAUGUAUUCCGAAUCCUUUGCGGAACUGGACACGAUAUCGAACGUGCUCGGUUUGCGGGGCGUGGGCACGAGUACGCUGACCAAGUUUGUAGAUAUGUGGUACCACGUCUUCCUGUGGGCACUGUUCUCGUCGAUCAUUGUCCACACCGGUGCGGCGGUCGUGGCGUUCGUGACGCUGCGCAAGCACAAGUUCGGCCGGUUCUUCUCCAUCUUCAUCCUGGUGAUGGGCGUGGUGUCGCCGGUGACCGGGGGCAGCAUCAGCAGUGCCACCAUUGCCUUUGUACAUAGAGCCUCGAACCUGCCGAUGUCGCCGAUCCUGGCGAUGGUGUACGGCGUCGGCCAGACGAUCCUGUCGGCGUGUCUCGGCUUUACGCGACUGCUGGCGACGCUGUAGAGAUCGAUGGAAGUGGGGGGAAGACACCAAACAGUACACACACAUAUACACUCUCACACAAACAUCCUCACUCACACACACACAAGUCUAAGUUACUCAACUAGUGGAAUAAGUUCCGAAUAGAGUUCAAAACACACAGACAUUUCAAAACAGCAAGCAAAACAACAACAACAAUCGUUUAGUAAUUUUACGAUAGUCCAGUUUUUAUCACAAUGCGUAAAAGACGAAGAAAAAAAUAGUUCGAACGAAACGAAACUUAAAUGGUUCUAUCACAAUGCGGAGGCUUGUUUGAAUAUUUAAACAACCUUCCAGGGUUCAAAAGAUGGCAACACUGUCAAAGUGGCGUCACGCGCUGCUUGUUAGGCCGCUACUGUAUUUGGGUUAUUUCCAAACAGCUAGAAUUUCGCUUCUGAUUUUCUUCAAAACAUUCGAUUUAGAAUAUUUCCUAAUUUUGUAGGUGUUUCAACUUGCUGUUCACCAUAUUUUAGUAAAUUCCCAUCGCAAAUCGUGUUUUCAGAGCCCCAAAACUUCAAACACGAACAAAAGAUGCGAACCGAAGAUUAGCAGUGACGUUUUGGAAUUUUGACAGUCUGAAGCGCAUGAAUUACCCCAUUAUCGGUUUCCCACAAGGGUGAAGUGGAAAAUGUUGCACAUGGUUUUAGUUGGCGAAAGUUCAAUAAGUUUUGAUGUUUGCUGAUUUUUAUACUUUUUGCGAAAUUUCAGAGACAAAAUUGAUUGAAAAUUAAAGAUUAAGAUGAGAAAUACAGUUUUUUCUGAACAAUCUUGCUCAAACACGCGGUAAUGUUGAAAAAAUAUUGAAAUUUUUUAUUAUUGUUUGAAGUUAUUUUGCAAUACUUUUCUUGUUAGUAAACAAACGACGCCAUAUUGCCAAUGUUGUUUUGUUUAUCACAGUUAAGUACGCCAUUUUGUGAAGUUCACACUCAGAAUUCAACGAAAAUUGAGUGAAGUUCACCCAGAUAUGAAUGAAAAUUCACCCAAAUCUGACAGAUGCCCCAAUUACUCACUUCUGAGUUGAUUCGGUUUUGACGAAAACUGAAGGUUUGAACGUGCAUGCAGCUUCAAAACCAAGGUUGCCAGAUUCUCCUGGAUCUGUCAGUGUGUGUUAUUACAAAGGAAUUAUUUUUUAAAGAUUUGGUUGCGACAGUUUUGAACACCUUUUUAAGAAAAUUUGUCUUGCGUAUUUUAAGAUUGGAUUGGCCAACGAGUUCAAUCAAUCAAGCUUCCCCAAUGUGAUAGUGUACCAUGCAGCCAUAAACAGAGACACACACAUACAAACACACACACGAACAACAGCGAAUAAUUCGACAAACGCAUCUGUACCAGAACAAAAUUAACAAUUUCGAUUUCGAAUAACCGCGAGCAAACGCCACUGCAAGUGAGGAAUCAUUCUGUGCAAAAAACAACUGUAAAGACUAAGCGAUAAGCUACGAAACGAGAAAGAAAGAGGUCAGGCGAUAAUGUAUAGUCAAGGAGGGGAAGGCAGGAAGAGAAGAAGAGGAAAACAAAAAAUCAACAAACAAGAAUAGUGAUAUAUACCUUAAAGUAAACAAGUAAUUGAAAACCCUAAUUAGUAGCAAAAAUUUAAUGGGAAAACACAACAGAAAAAAACUAGUUAAAACAAGGAAACAUAACGCCACUAAAACAAGCAAAAACCUUAAAUGUGCUAUCAUCACCCCCCAACAUAAACACAAACACACGCAUUCUAUAUAUCAUCAUCGUUAUCAUAAAGAAAAAAGUCAGCAAAUAGACAAGUAAUUGGAGUAAUAAAAACUGUGCUUUCGAUAUUUGCCUCAUUUGUUUUCCCGCCCCAUCACCGGAGGAAAGCCCUUCUCACCGAACCGGCAUCACUCACAAAUUGGGCGCAUAAAGUGUCGUUUUUGGAGAAAAUUGUCCAAUUUAGUAAUUUUGGCUCACUUAAAUGUUUGAGCUACCCCUCCAAUUUGGCAUUCAUCGGAGUGAAAUAACAACAAAAGAUCUGGCAACAUUGUUUUUCAAGUGCCAUCUGUCAAAUCGGUACACGGUGAUGAAAGUUUAUCCAGAUUUUGACUGAAGUGUAAACUCGUUGUCAAAUUGUCAAAAUUUAUGAAAAUUGGCAAACUUUUCAAACUAGCGACAUUUUACGCUCCCGCCAUCUUCCCACAUGCAUAUAACAUAUUGUCCAGCAUAUCGAAACAAAAAAGGCGCGGCAGCAUAUAUAAUAAGACAACUCAAAAACAGUAAACGAGCGCGAAAACGAAACAAAACAAAAAUAUACACUAACGGAAGGAAUUAUUUAUUUGCCAUUUUUUCAUUAAACGCUUUUUUCCGUCACCCUGCCUGCGGUCCUAUCUCUGUAACUUUGUUCCCCUAUCACACACAAACACACCUACACAUACGCACACCAACUAUGAAAUGCUGGGCCUCCCUUUUCAAAAAAUAAAAAAGUUUUCACAAAUUUCACAUAGUGGCUGUUUUUUUGGGAAAUUUUGUUCUUUCCAAAAUUUAUUGUAGAAACCAGUAGACUUAAUAUAGAGACAAAAUUUAUUUAGUUGUGUAUAUUUCUUGAAGAAAUCGACCCAACCUUCCUUGUUUUAGGUUUCCCCCACCAACCCCAAAUCCAACAACAGUAAUAGUAGUAGUAAUUGUGGAAAUCAGCCAGAUUCGUAUAUAUGUAUAUUUUGUUUUUGAGUUUUUAAGAAAAAUAGGGCCAGAAAGAGAGCAAUCUAAGUGGAGUAAAAGAGAGAAUGGAAAGUGAAAGGGCAAAAAAAGAAAGAGAGCGAGUUGUGCAUCUUAGUUACUAGGUGGCAAACAAGUGGGAAUCAAUAAAUUGUAAUUUAUAUUGUAAUUGGGGAACGACGACUGUAAUUGUAUGGGAAAGAAAGAAAAGCAGAGAGAAAGAGAGAAGAGUGUCACAGGAGAACAAAGGAUAUGGGAGACGAGACAAAGCAGAAGAGGCGGCGACGCGAUAAGGUUAUUGUGUUUAAGCUGAAAGUCAAAUUCUCUCUAAAUAAAAGUAAUAAUCAAGCUAAAACAAAUGAAGGAAAAAAAACAAACAAAAAAUAACAACAAAGGUAAAACAAAGAAAUGCUCCUGCCGGGGACACACACACUUGGAACUGGAGUAGGUUUUAAUCAUAAUAAUAAAUAAAUUAAAGUCAAUGAACCGAUAGUGAAA
Culex pipiens pallens (northern house mosquito) is the source of this 4937-nucleotide messenger RNA. Its product is annotated as transmembrane protein 170A. The transcript has 2 exons. NCBI's taxonomy places the organism in Eukaryota, Metazoa, Arthropoda, Insecta, Diptera, Culicidae. Bases 1371 to 1763 code for a protein of 130 amino acids. The record is from RefSeq and is a predicted model, not a curated record.